Durusdinium trenchii is the source of this 1719-nucleotide messenger RNA. The record is from the annotation of a GenBank genome assembly. NCBI's taxonomy places the organism in Eukaryota, Dinophyceae, Suessiales, Symbiodiniaceae.
AUGUUCUGCGAGUAUGCCAAAGACUUUUUGGCAGCUAUGCAGAAGACGCAGAGCAAAUUUGGAGAUGACGAUCAACAUGCGCAAGCGGAAAAUUGCUGUAAGCAGAACCAGCACUUCCAGGCCGCAUAUCCUGACCCAAAGACCCUGUUUGCCAACAUCAUCAUUUGUGGCGAAGCUCCGCCACCGUCCGUCGUAGAAGAAGCCAAGUCAGAGGCGCCCUCCUCACCUGGGGCGGUAGAGGUACCUUGCACGUCAAAACCAGAUAUGCGCAGCUCGAACACCUAUGAAUCAGUCCUGUCACGUUUAUCGGAUGGAAGCAGCGGUACCACACAGCUCAGCCGGAGAGUGGAGAUCCUGGAAGACCAGGGUUUGAGGGCCUUCGUGGAUGCGUGGAUGAGCAGCGACAAGGAUUGUGAUGCAUCUCAAUUGCCACAGGCUCUCCAGCAAAUGAUACCUGAGCUUGAUCCGACGACUGGAACGCAUGUGGUCUUCAGCCAACCUGCUGAAAGAGACCGAGGUGAAUCCUCCUGCAUCAGUGUGCUGGCCCUGGUGGGGGGCAGGUAUGAGCUUUUCACCCAGCCCCAGGCAGAUAGCGUGAAGCUGCUCGAGUCACAAUGGCUAGAACUUCAGCAGAUCAUCUCCUGGAUUGAGCCAGAGCCAGAAGAAGUCCAUGCCGUUCUUGUGCUGCUGGCCAUCCGGGGGCUGGGGAAGUCCAAGACGGUGAUGCAGCAGCUGCCCGCCGAGAUGCGGCGACCGGAGCGCGGCGUGAUCCACCUGAGCCAAAGUCGCCAGAAUGUGGUGCCUUCAAUCCGCUGGCUGAGCGAACGGGGCGUCCAACUCUUCGAAGAAGCUUUGAUCACUCACGAGCUUUUCAACUUAGCGCAGAUGCUCCAAGGGGAGAAUUCCCCGGGCAAUGUCAAGGAGCUGCGGGUACACAUCGAGCAGAAAGGUGAUGCAAUUUUCCGCUUCUACAUCCUUUUUUUGCUGGGCUUCAUGAGCGGCUUGGCUGCGGGGCAAGGGUCCCGUUUCAUGAACGCCAAGAAUGCGGAUGCCACGAUUGGUGGGAUCCGAGUCCUCCAAAAGCUCAUGACUGUGAAUGCUACAGCGAUCUAUUGGGGCUACUUGGCCCUAAGAGCGGAGAAACUGAUGCUGCCCUUCAACAGUCCCGAGGACUUAGUGCUGGUGCGCCUGGCUUGUCUGGCACGAGUUCAGGACCAGAAAGGCUAUGAAUCCUUGCGCUUUGCUUGGCUGGGUUUGGGCAAACGCGAGCGUACCUCCUUGACCGACCACUUCCUGGCAGACGGUGUGGAGGAGCUGGCCUUCGUGCUGGAGUUUCUGCCCAAUUGUGUCGCCAACGCCAAGGCCAACCCAUUGAUUGGUCUCACCUGCCUGCUCGAUGUCCUCACCGACCUGCUGGCAACCCUGCGAACCAAGGUGGCAACUAUGCCAAAGCAGCCAAAGUUGUUGCCGGUGGACCUGUCGGACAUGGGGGAGUUCAUCUCAGCUGUGCGGAAUCGCUUUGUGUUCACCACUUGCAUCUCCCGGUGCCAGCUGAAGUUUGCUCAACAGAGAGUGCGUGUGGAGAUGACUGGUGGCAACUGGGGUCGAGCCAACGACCGCGAUUCAGAUCUUACCAGCAUAGCAUACACAAUUCAGGAUCUGGUCAUGAAGCAGGAGAAGGUUCAAGAUCACUUCUCGCAAGGAUGCCAAGAGAGUUGA